Stylonychia lemnae is the source of this 1053-nucleotide messenger RNA. NCBI's taxonomy places the organism in Eukaryota, Ciliophora, Spirotrichea, Sporadotrichida, Oxytrichidae. The record is from the annotation of a GenBank genome assembly.
AUGAUGAGUACAUAUGAAGUUGAUCAGAAUAAGGGGGAAAGCAAAUAAAAAAUUUAUUUAAAUCAAAUACUCAAAAACAAUCAAAGCAAAAAAAUCUUUGAUAAGCAGGAUUUUUAUAAUCCAGACAACUACAUAAAGCUAAAACAGCUUUUAAAGUCAGAGCAAAGUCACAGUAAAAAUGAUAUAAAAUUAAGCUUCCCAGAAUUCGGCAUUAUUGAAGAAAAGAUAGUGGAUUACAGCUAGCCUAUAUCUCGAUUUUAACUUGUGGAAUAUGAGAAUAUAGCACCUUACUUUUAAAACUUAAUGGUCAGAACUGGAGAAGCUACUAAUUAGAGUAUUUCUAGAGCAAAUUCAAAGGAAGGCAAUAGAAAACAAAAAACAAUUAUUAACAGCUCAAAAGAAAUAAUCUAGGAAGAGGUUGUUAAUUCGCUUAACAGUUACCAAAUAGCGAUAGACAGUAAGGACAGGGUACCAAUGUCAAUUUUAAAGCAGCUUGACUUUAAGAAUCAAUCUUUAAGUAUAAGAUCAUCUAAGGUCUACAAUUAAACACCUAAUAUGAUUAGCAAGGUCUCAUCAAUAGUUAAUUAACAAUAGCUAAAGUCUUGCUCAAGCAUACUGAGACUUCAGGAAUAAUUGAAGGAAUCAGCACAGUAAAGUGUAAAGCAGCCGCUUAAAUGCGUAUCUGUCCUAGAUGAUAAGCAUUUAAACGAAAAGCUAAAGGAUAAAAAUCCUACUCAAAUUAGCAUUGAAGAUGUAAUAAGAGAAAGAAGGUAAGAAAGAGCAACUUCAAGCUAGAAUCUGCACAGAGUACCGACAGCAUAGAGGUAAAUGAAAGUUGUGAGAUCAAAAUAUAAUCUAGAAACUUUUACGCCAUUCAAUGAGGAAAUUAAUGAAGCGAAUAUAAAAUUUAUACAAUCGCCUUCAAGGACUUUUGAAUCAUCUAAGUAUGACAGAGCUUCAAGAGAUCUUACCCCUAAACUUAUCUUGAAUCCUAGAAUAAAACUCCGCUAUCAAGCGAAGGCAAUGCAAAUUUUUAACAAUAUGAAAUUUUGA